Leishmania major strain Friedlin is the source of this 1779-nucleotide messenger RNA. Its product is annotated as putative serine/threonine-protein kinase. The transcript has a single exon. Gene Ontology annotation, cellular component: chromosome passenger complex; spindle pole centrosome; spindle microtubule. Gene Ontology annotation, molecular function: ATP binding; protein kinase activity. The record is from RefSeq and is a predicted model, not a curated record. The coding region runs from base 1 to 1779 and encodes 592 amino acids. Lineage: Eukaryota; Euglenozoa; Kinetoplastea; Trypanosomatida; Trypanosomatidae. Gene Ontology annotation, biological process: mitotic spindle organization; regulation of cytokinesis; protein phosphorylation.
AUGUCAUUGCCGUGCCCCUCCUCAUCCUCGCCUCUGCUAGGCAGCAUCACCAGCGGUGUUCGCUCGCCGUCAAGGGGACCAGUGCAGCAGCAGCAGCUGCUGCACCAGCGACAUGCCUCGAUGCGACUGCGUCUCCACAAGGACGGCAGCAUUUGCGCAUGCCCAGAGAAGUCUGGUGGAGGUGUCAGCCAAGCAUGCGCUCCGCCGCUGCCGGCUACUUCGGCCUUUGCUCGAGGGAAGGAGGAACCGAGCGCAAAGCGUCAUCAUGCAGAGCCGUCAUCUUGCCCAGGACCAGGCGGCGACAGCAGUUCUGUCGACCGGAGUGCGGCGGCGACAGUCGUCACCAUUGCCGCUCCUCUGCUUUCUAUACCAAACCCCUCUUCGCGGGCUGCGCCUUCGCCUUUUCGUUUUCUGUGCACAUCUGUCGGUGGGUGCCCGGUGGUCGGGGCGAAGGAUGCACGCGUUCACCUGCCAGACUCGUCAGCACGUUGUGACGUGAGCGGCAGUGUCGCUCCGAGGGACCUUUCGACCACAUCUGCGCACUCAAAGGCGCAUUCCACGGCGGCCGUUGGGCGGGCCUCGCCCUCGUCGGGCGUCGUGUCACCACCGCUCUCUGCGACUUACCCCUCCCUCGUAUCUGCGUCUCACGGCGCACGCGUCGUUUGCUCUCAUCCGCAGUCCGCAUCGGCGUCCACCGUGCCUGGCGCUACCAUUGACACAUCAGCACCGUCGCCAGUGCCAUCGCCGCCGCACCGCAUCCAUCAACACGAGCUUCGCCCCGCGGAUUUCCGUCGAGAGGAGGUCCUCGGUGAAGGGAGCUAUUCGAUCGUCACCCUUGCCACGCACCGUGCGUCGGGCUUGUCUUUCGCGCUGAAGGAGAUCGACCGCAGCCGCCUGCGAUGGCGACCGCUGGAGGCGCAGCUGCGCUGGGAGAUCAAUUUGCAGCGGACGCUGCGCCACCCGCACAUCGUGCGACUCUACAGCUACUUCAUUACGCCAGACUGCAUCAGUCUUGUGUUGGAGUACUGCAGCGGCGGGACGCUGCUGAGUCGGUUGAGAGCUGCACCACAGUACCGCUUGUCGGAGCGGCAGGCAUCGCGCUACACUCGCCACGUGGCGAAGGCGCUGGUACAUCUGCACGGGCUCGGAGUGGCGCACCGAGACCUGAAGCUGGAAAAUGUGCUCAUCGAUGCAGACGGCAUCGCCAAGCUGGCAGACUUUGGCUGGUCGCGCUCUGUCGUGCAUCCGUUGCCAUCCAGUAAGUCAGCGGCUGCUGCUCAGACUGCAGGCGACAGGAACGACGCACCAUGUAGCAGCGCGGAGCACAACACGAGCAACGAGGACCCGACGGAAGGGGUGGCAGAGGGUCGCCGCACCGUGUGUGGCACGCUGGACUACCUCUCACCUGAGAUGGUCUCCGGCCAAGCACACUCGGCCAAGACAGACGUCUGGUCGCUUGGUGUCAUGCUGGCCGAGAUGCUGACCGGCACGCCGCCCUUCUACACCGAGUCGACUCAGGAGACGCUUUACGCCAUCCAGCGGCUGCCGCCCAACCUCACCGGCUUACACCCUAAAGGCCACGGACCAGGGCUCACUGGUAGCGGUGCCUCCACCUCGGCCAGCGUGUGUCUGAUCCUCGACGAACCUGUGGCCCUAUCUGCAGGCGCGCUUUCUCUCAUUCACGCUAUGCUCCAGAAGGACCCGUCGGCGCGACCGACUAUGCCGGAGGUGCUGGGCCACCCCUGGCUGCAAAAAAAAAAACUCGCUAGGAAGUCAUGA